CUUAACCUGUUCACAGUUAUCCUGUCCACGGUAGGGCACAAUCUUGACAGUAAAUGAUGAAAGGGCGCAGCCAGGAGGCGACCACGCUGGAAGACGUCCAGGAUCUGGUGAGUCCCAACGCCGCCAUGCUGCGAUUGUUGGGGCUGUGGAGCGCGCCGGGCUCUGCUGGUGAAGGCACCAGGGGCGUCACAGCUUUGGCGCGCGGAUGGUUCUGCUGGGUCAUGGUGCUCUUCAUAGCGGUCACCAGCGCGGGCAAGCUGUGCCUGGACACCCCUGAGGAGCUGACCGCGCUGGCCGACUACGGCUACACUGUGUUUCAUUUGUCUGCCGUUACAGUGAAGGUUGCCUGCUUCAUUCUGCAGAGAAGCACUAUUCAAGAACUUGUGAAGCAACUGGCGUACAGCAGGAAGACAUACGGAAGAAGACAGGCCGACGAUCUUGUCCGCGAGUUCUAUCAGCGCCGCGCCACUGCUGUCUACCGCAUCUUACAGGUCUUAGUGCUGGUAGUGAUCUGUUUGUGGAUCAGCGCACCGUUGUUGCAGUACAAGACAGCUGAUGAAUUUCCUGAUUCAGAGGAGGUCGACCGACAGCCGCCGAAUCCAAUCUGGAUUCCGCCACGGUCGCCGGAGUACGAGAUAGUGUACUCGGUACAGGCGCUGUGCGGCACCAUGGCGGUGCAACUCUCCAUGCUGAUCGACGCCUCCUUCUACAAGCUAAUGAUGCUGGUGACAGCCGAGCUGCAGAUUCUCAACGACAACCUGGCAGUGCUCGGGAGAGCGGACGCUUCUGCUGAGCGAAAGGGCAGCUGUCCCACUAAUGUGGUCGGAGAGGAAACAGAUGAUGUUGCUAUUCAACAGAUCAAACAAACUGCUGCUCCAGUCACUGAGCAUAAUGACCAUCCAAGAAAACUACUAUACUGCCAGCUGGUGGAAAACAUACGUCACCACCAGGUCGUUGUAAAGUGUUUCAACCUACUGCAGCUGGUGAUAACCUACUCUAUUUCUAUUCUUCUGCUCUCCAACAUACUUACGGUGUGCUUCUCCAUCUUCGUUGUUUCUGUGCUGUUGCAGAGUGAUGGAGGUUUGAAAAGAGCGAUGAAAACAAUAGCUGGAAUUCCUAGCGUAUUAGGAGAGACUGGAAUGUAUUGCAUAUUUGGUCAAAUGGUUGUCAAUCAGAUCUCCUGA
Messenger RNA from Schistocerca cancellata (South American locust), 1184 nucleotides. RefSeq lists its product as uncharacterized. The coding region runs from base 54 to 1184 and encodes 376 amino acids. Gene Ontology annotation, cellular component: plasma membrane. Lineage: Eukaryota; Metazoa; Arthropoda; Insecta; Orthoptera; Acrididae. The transcript is spliced from 7 exons. The record is from RefSeq and is a predicted model, not a curated record. Gene Ontology annotation, biological process: detection of chemical stimulus involved in sensory perception of smell; sensory perception of smell. Gene Ontology annotation, molecular function: odorant binding; olfactory receptor activity.